AGGGGGAGAAUAACGUCGGGUCGGGUCAGCGGGCGCUGCAGUAGUCGCCGCUGCGGCGAUGGGAGCGGUGGGGACGCGGCGGCGGCGGCGGCAGGAGGAGGAGGAGGAGGAGGAGGAGCACAGGCUGACACCAGAGCAGCGGCCGGGGGCGGCCUGCAGCGGCAGCGGCAGCGGCAGCGGCAGCGGGAACGGCAGCGGCAGCCGCCGCCGCCGCCAGUAGACGCGGACCGUACCCGAGGGGAGUCCCCGGCCCGGCCGGCCGGCCCUCGAAGCCGCGCUCGGGUCCCGCCGCAGUGGGCGGCGGGGGAUGGGCAGGCGGCGGCGGUCCCGCCUGCCGAGGGGCGUCCCCUGAGGGCCCGGGCCCUCCACCCCAAAUCUCUCGACGUCCGCCGCGGCCCAGGUUAAAUGGAAACCACCUUUGAGAGCUAGAUGCCUGUGUAGCUGUUUCACCACAUCAGUGUUCUGCAAUGAGUGGGGGAGGAGAGCAGCCAGAUAUCCUCAGUGUUGGAAUCCUGGUCAAAGAAAGAUGGAAAGUGUUGAGAAAGAUUGGGGGUGGGGGCUUUGGAGAAAUUUACGAUGCCUUGGACAUGCUCACCAGGGAAAAUGUGGCACUGAAGGUAGAAUCAGCUCAGCAACCAAAACAAGUUCUGAAAAUGGAGGUGGCUGUUUUGAAAAAACUACAAGGGAAAGACCAUGUUUGUAGAUUUAUUGGCUGUGGGAGGAAUGAUCGAUUCAACUAUGUGGUCAUGCAGUUGCAGGGUCGGAAUCUGGCAGAUCUUCGCCGAAGCCAAUCCCGGGGCACAUUCACCAUUAGCACUACUCUUCGGCUAGGGAAACAGAUUCUGGAGUCUAUUGAAAGCAUCCAUUCUGUGGGAUUUCUGCACCGAGACAUCAAACCGUCCAACUUUGCCAUGGGUCGCUUUCCUAGCACAUGUAGGAAAUGUUUUAUGCUUGAUUUUGGCUUGGCUCGACAAUUUACCAACUCCUGUGGUGACGUCAGACCACCUAGAGCUGUGGCAGGCUUUCGAGGGACAGUUCGUUAUGCAUCAAUCAAUGCUCAUCGUAACAGGGAAAUGGGAAGACAUGACGACCUGUGGUCCUUAUUCUACAUGUUGGUGGAGUUUGUGGUGGGUCAGCUGCCUUGGAGAAAAAUAAAGGACAAGGAGCAAGUAGGCUCUAUUAAGGAGAGGUAUGACCAUAGGCUCAUGCUGAAACAUCUUCCUCCAGAAUUCAGCGUCUUUCUGGACCAUAUCUCCUCUUUGGAUUACUUUACAAAACCAGAUUACCAGCUUCUUACAUCCGUGUUUGACAACAGCAUCAAGACCUUUGGCGUAAUUGAGAGUGAUCCUUUUGACUGGGAGAAGACUGGAACCGAUGGCUCCCUAACCACCACUACCACUUCUACCACUCCUCAGUUGCACACCCGCUUGACCCCUGCUGCCAUUGGAAUUGCCAAUGCCACUCCCAUCCCUGGAGACUUGCUUCGGGAAAAUACAGAUGAGGUAUUUCCCGAUGAACAGCUUAGCGAUGGGGAGAAUGGUAUCCCUGUUGGUGUAUCACCAGAUAAACUGCCUGGAUCUCCUGGCCACCCUCGUCCCCAGGAGAAGGAUGUCUGGGAGGAGAUGGAUGCCAACAAGAAUAAGAUAAAGCUUGGAAUUUGCAAGGCUGCGACUGAAGAUGAGAACAGCCAUGGACACGCAAAUGGCGUUCUCAAUGCGCCAAGCCUUGGUUCACCAAUUCGUGUACGAUCCGAGAUUACUCAGCCAGACAGGGAUGUUCCAUUGGUACGAAAGUUACGUUCCAUCCACAGCUUUGAGCUGGAGAAACGCCUGACACUAGAGCCAAAGCCAGACACUGACAAGUUUCUUGAAACCUGCCUGGAGAAAAUGCAGAAGGAUUCCAGUGCGGGGAAGGAAUCCCUUCCCCCAGCGCUGCUUCACAAGCCCUGUGUCUCCGCUGUGCCCCGUGCUGACCACGUCUGGCACUACGAUGAAGAGUACCUUCCCGAUGCCUCAAAGCCCGCCUCGGCCAACACCCCCGAGCAGGGGGACGGAGGCGGCAGCAAUGGAUUUAUAGCUGUCAACCUGAGCUCUUGCAAGCAGGAGGUUGAUUCCAAAGAGUGGGUGAUUGUGGACAAGGAACAAGACCUUCAGGACUUCAGGACAAAUGAGGCUUUAGGCCAUAAAACAACUGGAAGCCCUUCUGAUGAGGAGCCUGAAGUGCUUCAGGUUCUGGAGGAAACACCCCAAGAAGAAAAGCUCCAAGGAGGUCCUUGGGCAGAAAAUAAUCUUUUAAGGAAGGAAACCUCAGGUGUUGUCUUAGCGCUUUCUGUGGAUUGCCCUGCCGCUUCAGAACCAUACACAGAGAGGCUAGACCUCCAGCCCGGAGCUGGCCAGUUCAUUGCAGUGACACCCACAAGCCCCAUGGAGGCGCAGGCAGAAGGCCCCCUCACAGCGAUUACAAUUCCUAGACCUUCUGUAGCAUCAACACAAUCAACUUCAGGAAGUUUUCACUAUGGUCAGCAACCAGAGAAAAAAGACCUGCAGCCUAUGGAGCCAUCUGUGGAACUCUAUUCCCCGAGGGAGAACUUCUCUGGCUUGGCUGUGACAGAGGGUGAAGCUCCCAGUGGUGGAAGCAGAACAGAUUUGGGACUUCAGAUAGAUCACAUUACUAAUGACAUGCUACCCAAUGCUAGAGACAGCGACAGAUCUCAAGACCUGGGACCAAAAGACCUCUCUGACCAUAAUAGACUGGUUGGGAAAGAGUCCGAGACUCUUCCUGGAGAAACAGAAGAGAAAAGCAUUCUUGUAGGGUCUGAUAAUGAAGAGGGAAAGUUAAGUAAAGCUCAACAGUGUGUUGAGAUCACUUUCCUAGGGGAUUUGGCAACUGGGGAGAGGGAUCAUUCAGCUACUACUGAACCUCUUGAUGUGACAAAGACACAGACUUUUAGUGUGGUGCCAAAUCAAGACAAAAAUCAUGAAAUAAUGAAGCUGCUGGCAACUGGAACUUCAGCAGUUUCUCCUGGAGGCAUUGACCCGCACGCUGAAGGACAGAUAGGCCAGGUGGCAGCAGUGCACACGUGCAAGCUGUUGAAGGAUCGGGACAUCAAGAGUGAGGAUUUGCCUGCGCACCAGGGGGACCUGGCUACUUUUUUGCACCCCGAGGGUAAGAAAGAGAAAAUUGCCCCUAGAAAUGGUGAACUGUAUCAUUGUGUUUCUGAGAAUGAGAAUGAGCAUGGUCCCCCACCCCGGAAGGAUGUGGUUAGGUCAUCUUUUAUAACUAGACAUAGCCGAAUCCCUAUUUUAGCACAAGAAAUAGACUCAACAUUUGAAUCAUCCUCUGUAGUGUCUGCAAAAGAAAAGCUCCUCCAGAAGAAAGCUUAUCAGCCAGACCUCGUCAAACUUCUGGUGGAGAAAAGGCAAUUCAAGUCUUUUCUGGGUGACCUCUCAAGUGCCUCUGAUAAGUUGCUGGAGGAGAAACUCGCCACUGUUCCUGUUCCCUUCUCUGAGGAGGAAGUCUUCACUCCCUUCUCCAGACUGGCAGUGGACUCUCACUUGAGCAGGUCAGCGGAAGACAGCCUUCUGUCACCCCUCACCUCUCAGUCUAGAAAGAGUAAGAUCCCAAGGCCAGUUUCCUGGGUGAGCACUGAUCAGGUCAGUAGUUCGGCUUCGUCUCAGUUCUUGCCUCGACCACCACCAGGAAAGCCACCUACGAGGCCCGGAGUAGAAGCCAGGCUACGCAGAUAUAAAGUCCUAGGGAGUAGUAACUCUGACUCAGACCUUUUCUCCCGCCUGGCCCAAAUUCUUCAAAAUGGAUCGCAGAAGUCCCGAAGCACUACUCAAUGCAAGAGCCCAGGUUCUCCUCACAACCCGAAAACACCGCCCAAGAGCCCGGUUGUCCCCCGAAGGAGUCCCAGUGCCUCUCCUCGAAGCUCAUCCUUGCCUCGUACAUCUAGUUCCUCACCGUCUCGGUCUGGACGGCCCCACCAUGACCAGAAGAGUUCGUCCCCACACCUGGGGAGAAGCAAGUCACCCCCCAGCCACUCAGGGUCCUCCUCCUCCAGGAGGUCCUGCCAACAGGAGCAUUGCAAACCCAGCAAGGGCGGCCCCAAAGGACCGAGCGGCCUCCACCACCACUCGGCCAGCACGAAAACCCCCCCAGGGAAGAGUAAGCCCGCCAGUAAGCUCAGCAGAUAGGAGCCAGGCUACAUCUCUGGGAAAGGUGCGAGAUCUUGAUCUUUCUCCUAAACCUGACGCAUGGGUGUACCUGUACUGUCUAUUUUUUUUUUUAAAAAAAUCAGUGUUGAUCUUCUCUUCCAAAAGAAAGUAACAUGAUCAGUUAUUUAUAAGAAGACAUAAAUAUAAGGAAUUACCCAAUGCAGGUAGCAAGCAGAUCAGGAAUCAGUGUCUUGGCAUAGGAAGGGGCAAUCCAGCAAAACUUAUUGGAAGAGGGAAAAACUUACUAGGGGACUCUCAUCAUCUGCCUUCAAAACAAAAGAGUUGAGGAUAGGAGAUACAAAUGGAACGGGGGUUUCCUCUAAUUUGGUAAGCCUGUAUUCAAAUACUGCAUAGCAGAAGUGUGUGUUAUUUUCAUUCAAAACUUCCCAGCCUUGGAGUCAUUGCUGAGAGAGUAGAAGCCCGUUGCCAGGAAGCCAGUGCCCCUGUUAAAUUGGCCUGUGCAUUUAUUUAGUGCUUUAAGAGUCUUUGCUUUGCCUCAUUCUUAGUGUCCUUUCUGGAUUUUCCUUUUCUUUUUUUAGAGUUUGUGUCCCUUACCUGAUUCAGUCUCACUUUUUUUUAACUGUGUGUUCUAAUAAUAGCAUGUCAGCAGUGCAUGCUGAGAUUGUCAAGCCCAGCUACCUUCCUAUAGUCCCUUAGUAGUUUUCUCUGGAGCAACAAUUUUAACCCAGUCUCUUUUUAUUGUAAAAAUAAUAAUAAUAAUUGAGGGACUAAGGUAAAGAAACCUGUAGCUAGGUUACUUGCAGGCUUUCCAGGUAGGGACAGAGGGUCAGAAGGUGGGGUAAUGGCCUUUAAGAUAGAACCCUCUGAACUCUGCUCAUUCCCUCCUUGUGGAAGGAGACUGGGCAGAGGCGGUCAUAGAUAGCCUCCUCGAGUCUUCUAGGUGCCAGCCCUUUCCAAUCCCAGCCUCCAAGACGGCACUAGGGAAGCACACCACAUUAUUGGAAUGUGACUUGACUUUUUAGAGAUUUAGAAAGAAAUUAGGUAUGUUGUUAAUGCUUAUAACCUUCGCUCAAACUUUGUAUUUUGUAUACUUAGCCAUUAAGAAACGAAUAUCUGGGAAACAAAUUUAGGCUAAAUAUUUUUAUUUUAAUGUUUUGUUACCUGCCUCAUCUGUGUUUUUGUUUAAUAGUUGGGCUUCUUACCCUGGUUUCCAUGUAAUCUCCUCCAUUUAUAAAGAUAUAAGGAAGACCAUAUUAGUUCUAAUCUUCUGCUAACAAAAAUCAGGCAAAAUUAAAGAAUAGCAGACUUUUGAAACGAGCUCUUUUAUACUCUGUAUUUUGUGUUAUAAAGACCUUUUUAAGGUCAGCUAAAUUUGUCUGUUCGCUGUUGAAAUUUGCCUUCUAGCAAACAUCUGUGCUUUCUGUUUGACCUUGUGUUUGCUGCCAAACCUAGUACUGUUGAAUUGGAAAACAAAAAAAGGAAGCAAUUUGUUCCUUCACCCAGUGAACACAUUCUAAUGCUGCAUCGAAGCUGCCCUGGAGCUGCACUGAAACUUAUGUGUUAAGCCUUUUAACAAACUCAAAACACUAUCCUGAGACCUAAAGGUCUCCCAUAAGAAAUGUAGCAUAGUAUGGAAUCUUCAUUUCUCUCCCUUUCAAGUGCUGCAGAGGAAUGCAGUAGAUGAGGUGUAUUUAUUGUUUAGCUAAAGCAACUGUAAUAUUGAAAGACUGAUCCUUCUGUAUUAUAUUGUAUAAUUGUUGUUAUAACACUACUUGCAUGUCUUCAUGGUAUAUUAUAUAAAUAUUUAUAAAUAUAUAGAAGAGACAUAUGCUUAUAUUCAACUCAUCCUUUCUCAUUCUCCAUUUGUAAUUUCAGGAUCACAGAUGGUGAAAUUCCUUUUCUAUUGUGUGCCUCCUGUACACUUAGGCCUUGCCUAUCUUCAUUUUCUGAAAACACCUUCUUGGCAUGUAACAGCUCAAAUAUGCCUUCCCUGUGUAAAAUGCGAGGGUUGGCAGUCUUUAACAAGCCAAGAUACGAUGUUUCAUUUUCAUCCUACAAAGACUUUAAUAGGG
Molecule: messenger RNA, 6250 nt
Organism: Perognathus longimembris pacificus (Pacific pocket mouse)
Lineage: Eukaryota; Metazoa; Chordata; Mammalia; Rodentia; Heteromyidae
Gene: Ttbk2
Product: tau tubulin kinase 2
Exons: 15
Coding region: 468-4196 (1242 amino acids)
Biological process (GO): cilium assembly; signal transduction; peptidyl-serine phosphorylation
Cellular component (GO): nucleus; ciliary transition zone; cytoplasm
Molecular function (GO): protein serine/threonine kinase activity; ATP binding
Source: RefSeq, a predicted model, not a curated record